Molecule: messenger RNA, 684 nt
Organism: Scedosporium apiospermum
Lineage: Eukaryota; Fungi; Ascomycota; Sordariomycetes; Microascales; Microascaceae
Product: Nicotinamidase
Exons: 2
Coding region: 1-684 (227 amino acids)
Source: RefSeq, a predicted model, not a curated record
AUGGCCUACAAACCCGCCCUCCUCGUCGUCGACCUCCAAGAGGACUUUUGUCCCCCCAACGGCGCCCUCCCCGUCCCCUCCGCCCGCUCCAUCCUCCCCCCAACAAACCUCCUCCUCACCUACCCCUUCCCCCUCAAACUCGCCACCCUCGACUGGCACCCCCCAACCCACAUCUCCUUCGCCUCCAACCACCCCUCCGCCGCCCCCUUCACAUCCACCCACACGAUCCACCACCCCGAGGAUCCUUCCCUCUCCUACACAACCCCCCUCUGGCCCGUCCACUGCGUGCAAGACACACCGGGAGCCUCUCUGGUCCCCGAACUCCGGGCCGAUCUCCUAGACGACGUCAUCCGCAAGGGAACCAACCCGACGGUGGAGAUGUACUCCGCCUUUUACGAUCCGUACAAAGUCUCCGAUUCGGGGCUCGCGAAGAGGUUGAGGGAUGAGGGCGUCACGCACGUUUUUGUCGUCGGGCUGGCGGCGGAUUAUUGUGUUCGGUGGUCGGCGGUCGAUGCGGCGCGGGAGGGGUUUGUGACGUAUAUCGUUGAGGAGGGGACGAGGGCCGUGGAUCCUGAUAAAUGGGAGGAUGUCAAGAAGGAGAUUGAGAAAGAGGGCGUGAGGGUUGUGGGGAUGGCGGGUGAGGAGGUGGAGAGGGUUAGGAAGCUGGGAGAGGCGAGGGGGUGA